AGAAUCGUCCAUUGAUGAAAUACAAAGCAUAAUGGAUUUAUUCUACACGGGAUGUGGACUAAAAAUUAAUAAAUCGAAAAGUACUAUUUUAUAGUGUGGAUCUGCAAGAGCAUGUGACAUAGAUCAAGAACAAGUUAAGUUUGUUUGAAAAACGGGACCAUGGAUACCGAAGAGUAUUAUUUUCGACAGAAGUAUAGCAAACAACAAAAGUUUGAAGGGCGAUCGAAACGAAAGGGCAGUACGUUACGAGGCUCGUCCAAAUCUGAACGAAGUGGAAAAAAGGGAACGCAGCAAAUUGUAACAAAAUUCAUCAAAACUACCGAAGAUUGGAAUGUGAACAGAAUAAACAAGUAUUGCGAACGAAUAUUAGAUGAUGGCGGUAUCUGUGAAGAUGGUCACAUGCCAAGUGAGUCGACUGCACACAUUCCAGCAAAUCUAUAUUGUAGAAGGACCGAAUAUAGAAGCUGUUCUGUUAAGAAGAAAAAGGGUUGGAAUUUACGAGAAAGUCUCCGUGAACGCAUGUUGGAGCAAAUCCAUUCCGCAGACACAACGGCUCCUGAUGUCUCAAUCGUCGAGCGAACAGCCAGACCUACAAAACGGCCACCAAGCAACAGAAAUACAAAGAAUGACGUCACAAGGGUGACGCUCAUGAGCAAAUGCGACGAUGGGAAUAAUUCAGAACGAUCAGUGGUAGAGAGAACACCGAACAAAACAUAUUCAUAUGCAACAGAUUUGAUGGGAUACUCUAUAAAAAAGAAAGAAGAUAGUGAUUCCAAAAAGGUUCAUCGUCCAGAAGUUAUGUAUGAAUUUUUAUACACUCGUGGGGAAGUUUCUGUCAAACAGGAAAAGCCCUGCAAAACAAGAUCCUAUUUCUUUGAUAAGUACAAUAGGAGUGUAAAAAACGCAAUACUUGAAGAGUACUGCGAUGCGGUUGAAUCAGGCCACAACAUGUUGGAAGACGAGCAAUUUGAGCUAGACAAUUAUGGUGAAUCGGAGACGGAAAUUGCACUGACAAACAACGUUCCAUUGGAAUUCUUAUUGAAGCCUCAUAGCCGAUCGAAGCAGAAGAAAAAGAAUUCUAGUAGAAUGGAUUCGGGAUGUAGCACGAAAACUAUGGGUGGAAAGCCAAGGAAAGGAAACGUAAUAAAGUUGCCUGACAGUGAUGUUUAUUGCACAAAGAAAAAGAAUCCCACCACUUCUGAACCGACACUGUGCUAUGCUCAAAUCAAAACAGACCUAUUAGAAGAAUUCCACGAUAUGUACUCGAAGAAAGCGAUACAGAAUGAAGACAUUAGUCAAAAUUUUCUAUUCUUUGCAAACGUACGACCUUAUGUAUUUGUUGCACCACUUGGGGAACCAUGCAAUACAUUCGUGGAAUCAGGUCAUCUUCUCUUUCACACCAAUUAUGAUCCAAACAAGUUAGUCGCAGAUACGACCAACGAUGAAAUUCAGUUUGCUCAUAUGACCAUAUCUCUACUAUGUAACAGCAAAAAUUUCACUCGUGCAUUCAGUCAGUUCUUUACUGACGCAUCUUCAAACGCUGGAAUUACUAUAACAGAUGCCGAAGCAUUGGAAGUUUUGAUCGCAAAUGCUAAACGUUUCGCGCUCGAAAUUGCGGAAAAACAUGUCAAUCCGUGUUCUCAAGACGUUAAGUUCAGCCAUCGUCAUCAAUUGGCAACUGGGCCAUCAUUACGUGAGUGCAGAACAAGGCGAUUGAAUAAAAUACUAAGAGGAAUUGCAGAAAAUCUCGGUGUAAAAACCGAAUACAUUUUACUUGAUGAUGGAGAACAGAUGAACAGCCGAGAGUGUGACGAAGACUUUGAUUAUGAAUUCAUCGAUAAUUUUACGACAAAGAAAGAUUGCAAUCGUUGUGGAUUGAAUUGUGAUGAAAUUUAUUAUACAGGAUUUGCACUCGAGAGAUGUAGACAUUGGUUUUGCCUUGAUUGCUGGAGUCAUUUCACAAUAUCACAUACAACAUUCGAUAUUGAAUGUCCGGAACAAGAUUGUCACGAAAAACCAAACAAAGUUACUAAAUUAUUGCUGUCGAAUCUUUUGAUUGUCAAACAACACAAUCAUCGACAAAAUGACAAAAAGAACGCUCCCAUGCUGUAUGAUUGUUCUAACUGCAGUGGAAUAACUAAGAUGACAGCAUUACAAGAAUAUCCCAAAUCUAUUACUUCUACCAUGGUGACUUGCUUGUGUGGUUCAUCAAAAUGUGUCGACUGUGAAAAAGAUGCUCAUUGGCCAGUUUCAUGCAAUGUUGCAGCAGGUAUAGAAGAAGAAAUUGAAAUUGUCAAACAAAAGCAAGAUUUCCUAGUAAGAGGCAAGACCUGUCCAAAGUGUACCUACUUUAUUGUAAAAGAAGGAGGGUGCCACAACAUGCAAUGUUUCUGUGGAACACAAUUCUGCUGGAAUUGUCUUCGAAUUUCUGCAGGCUAUGCCCAACACAAUUGCACACGCGUCUCAGAACAGGAGGUUCUGCUGCCAACUGGACAUGCGGUUGAUAUUGAAACGGCAAAAAGUAACCAAGAUAAAAUCGCAAAACACAUCAGAGCACUUGCAUCCGACGAAAUCGGAUACCAGGCUAGGAUACGCGCGAUGAAAUUCCUUUCGAAUAACAAGGAAUUCAAUGAUGUCAUUGAUGACGAAACAUUACUCCGACUGGUGAAAGAGUUCGGAUAUACUCUCGGAUUGAAAUACAAUAUAAAGAGAGAAUCUACCGAUGUCUACAACUCGGAAAAGCAUAAACAAAUGAUGGUUGUAGAAGAUCUUCUUCUUAUUAAGAAUCAGCUUCAUUAUGUCAUUCCAUGGACUGAAGGAUCAUUUACAUAUGGGAAUCUGAGAAAGCAAACCAGGCAACGAAUCAAGGGAUUGAUCAGAAAAAUGGAAAGCUUGUGUUGCUCUAUAGAAUGGGCUCUUUUGACACGAGACUACGAAUCACGUGACACUCUCUUUACCACGUUUUUUCGAAAACAAAUAGUCAUUGCUAACGUCCUAAAAUGAAACCACGGAAAUCACGAGCCUCCAAAACCGAUUCAAUAUAUCAGCGAUAAAUUUGGAUACACAAAAAUAGUUUACGAUUCAAGCAUAUUAACUUAUAAUUAUCCACAAUAAAUUGUUUUAAUGGAAACAUGUAGUUUUAGAUGAAAUAGGUCUACACAAAUUAGAAUUCUCCCAUCUAUCCCAACGAGAAAAACUUUCAAAACAUAUAGCAAAUGGACAUGCGUCUUAUCGCAUAUAAUCUUACGGGCAAAAUUUCAAUUUGCGAAUCCUGUGUAUGUGUGUGUGGUAGUGAGGCUGUAACGAUUAUCACGAACUACCAGUCGUUGAGUUAUAGAAAGGGAGUUGACAAGCGUUUGAGUGAAAACUACAUAUUUGAUAUAGGUUUGCUUUGCCCUUUUUCUCUGAUAUUGUGUAAGGAGAUAUAGUAACAUUUUUAUCAUCCGCGGAUACAUGAUUCGCACGGGUACUUAGGUAGUAACUAUUCAGCGAAUGCUCUUUCCCGUAGAAUGUAGAUCAUUGUCAAUACGUUUGAAGUGUUUCAUACAUGCCCGCUAACAGGGAUUGCUAUAAAGACAAUUAAGACUCAUUCCUGUUAUUAUAGUGUGUAUCCGGGGUGGGCAUAGGUUUUUCUGCAAGUGUCGCAUCCACAAAAUCUUUCUUGUCAGCUACCAUCCCCGUUCACUAAGAUAGUGUCAAAUUUAGUAGUGGUGGAAAUUGUUGAGAAGAGUAAAAUCAUCAUUAUUAUUAUAUUAACAAUUUUCAGUUUACACAUUUCAAAUAAAGUUAAAAUAUAAAAUCUAAAUUUUGUGUGUAAUUGUAAUAAAUUUUCACAACCUUCUACAACAGCAGGGGUCUGAUUAAAAUGGUUUAGCGGGCCGCAUUCGACCAGCGGGGCGCAGUUUGCAUAUCCCUUGUUUGUGUUGUGCCAAUCAAUGACUUCUUCGACAUCUUAUACAGAGCUCUAAUCAAUUUUUAUUUGUCAUAGAUAUAGACGAACACACCAC
Styela clava is the source of this 4007-nucleotide messenger RNA. NCBI's taxonomy places the organism in Eukaryota, Metazoa, Chordata, Ascidiacea, Stolidobranchia, Styelidae. The record is from RefSeq and is a predicted model, not a curated record.